Humulus lupulus (European hop) is the source of this 2488-nucleotide messenger RNA. RefSeq lists its product as uncharacterized. Bases 243 to 2135 code for a protein of 630 amino acids. Lineage: Eukaryota; Viridiplantae; Streptophyta; Magnoliopsida; Rosales; Cannabaceae. The transcript has 5 exons. The record is from RefSeq and is a predicted model, not a curated record.
GAACAACAAAAGAAAACGUUAAACGUCAGCCUACCGCUUACUCGCCACCAACCACAUAGAUCCCAGUCGCACAAAUUUCGUCAUUUACUAGUACGCGCCUCAGGCUCGGGUGGCGAGGUACGUAGCUUCCGAUGUCGGCGGAUGAAUUUUUUUAUAAUAAUAUUGUUUUGGGAGGAAAAUGCCGGCGAAUCGAUAUUGCUGUCUGAGUAUUUAGAGCUCACGGAGUCCUGAAGCCUUUCGCCAUGACGAGAUUUAUGGUCCGUGAAAAUGUCAGGAGGACUGCAUUAUUCCUUCUUCGAAAUCGAAAUUCUAGCUGCUUAGAAGUAAAUAAUAAUAGGUUAUAUGAUAGAGCUGGUGCCGUUAACUCCCUGUGCAGAUUCUUAUUAUACUCUAAACCAUUUGUAAGAGACUGUUCUCAGUUUACAUUAAACAAUGCAACGAGUAACGUGUUUAAGAGUAGUGGUUUCUGGUGUUACCAUUGCCUUUCAGCAAGUAGUACAAUUUCCCACCAUGCCCAAAUUGCAUGGAGGAGGCUUUCUCAACUAUGCUCCUAUGGCGGCCCAGCUUUACCACCAAUAGGUCAGAUUGCCGGUGCAGUAAGCUUGGCUUUGACUCGAUCGAAUCUAGUAGCACCUGGUAUUAUUGCAUUCGUAAUUGGAGAAUUGGCUUGGAUGCAACAAACAUGGGCAGAAGCAGAAUACAGUCCAACAAGGGGUUCACUUUAUCUCCAUUCACAAGACGGACAUGUAUAUUUGACCUCUUUUUUGUUUUCACUUCUGGAAUUUUUUAUCUUGUUUUUCAGAGCAAUUUAUCUAGCAGUUUUGUUUACGCCCUGCAUAGCUAUGGCACCUUUAGUUGAUUCCCUUGGCAUGAAGUACAGGAAAAUAUGGCUUCAUGUUGUGCAUCAUACACUGGAAAAAGCAGGCCCUGCAUUCAUUAAAUGGGGUCAAUGGGCUGCAACAAGGCCAGAUUUAUUUGCAAGAGAUUUGUGUAGUGAACUUGCUAAGCUUCACUCAAAGGCACCGGCUCAUAGUUUUUCAUUCUCUAAAAAGAGUAUUGAAAGCGCAUUUGGUCGCAAGCUGCCUGAAAUUUUUGAAACAUUUGAGAAGGAACCUGUAGCAUCGGGAAGUGUUGCUCAAGUUCAUCAAGCUACUCUGAAAUAUAGAUAUCCUGGUCAACAGAUCAAGCCUGUUGUUGUUGCUGUAAAAGUUCGACACCCGGGUGUUGGUGAAGCAAUUAGACGAGAUUUUACAAUCAUUAGUUGUGUGGCCAAAAUUUCAAUGUUUAUCCCUGCAUUGAAAUGGUUGAGAUUAGAUGAAAGCAUACAGCAGUUUUCGGUUUUCAUGAUGUCUCAAGUAGAUCUGUCUAGGGAAGCUGCUCAUUUAAGUCGUUUUAUCUACAAUUUUCGUAAAUGUAGGGAUGUCUCAUUCCCAAGGCCUUUGUAUCCCCUGGUGCACCCAUCUGUGUUAGUGGAAACUUUUGAACAAGGUGAAAAUGUUCUGCGUUUUGUUGAUGAACUUGAAGGACAGAAGCAGAUUAAGAGUGCCCUAGCUCACAUUGGGAGCCAUGCACUUCUAAAGAUGCUUUUGAUAGAUAAUUUUAUUCAUGCAGACAUGCAUCCUGGAAAUAUUCUUGUUCGAGUAACAAAUGGCAGAGCAUCACGGGAACUGCUCUUCAAGUCAAGGCCUCAUGUGAUUUUCCUUGAUGUAGGCAUGACUGCUGAACUCUCAAAGAGAGAUAGAACAAAUUUACUAGAAUUCUUUAAGGCCGUUGCCCUAAGAGAUGGUCGAAGUGCAGCUGAGUCCACACUAAGACUGUCCAAACAGCAGAAUUGCCCCAAUCCUAAGGCUUUUAUUGAGGAAGUGGAAAAAUCCUUCAUCACUUGGGACUCCCCUGAAGGUGAAUUUACUAGACCUUCUGAUUGCAUGAAGCAGUUGCUUGAGCAAGUUAGACGAUAUCAGGUCAACAUUGAUGGAAAUAUUUGCACAGUUAUGGUAACCACUUUGGUUCUUGAGGGGUGGCAGCAGAAACUUGAUCCAGCAUAUGAUGUGAUCCGCACCUUGAAGACAUUGCUAUUUAAAGUUGACUGGGCAGAAUCCCUCGCUUAUACCAUUGAAGGAGUCAUGGCCCCAUAAAUGGUCAUGUUGUCUACCUCUCUCUCUCUCUCUCUUCUCACACACGUGCGGGAGUGAACAAAAGUUUUGGCAUUCAUAGAUUGAUAGGAUAAUAAAGCGAUACAUAUUGCAAACAUAGUUCAUAUACAUCAAUUUGACGUAUUAUUGUUGUUCUUUGGCUUCGUUGGCCAAUAUAAUCUGGGUUAUUUUGUCCUUUCCUAAUAAAUGUAGAAAGGAAAGAUUUGGAGAGAAGCAUAAAAUAGCUUGAUAGAUCUUUCUUAGGUAAGAAUAAUUCUAUCUUAGUUUCCAGAUCCAAUAAUGAAAUUCAUCAAGAACAGCAUUAUUAAUAACAAUGAAAGAUUUACAAAUGAGCA